Molecule: messenger RNA, 1881 nt
Organism: Passer montanus (Eurasian tree sparrow)
Lineage: Eukaryota; Metazoa; Chordata; Aves; Passeriformes; Passeridae
Gene: RGS1
Product: regulator of G protein signaling 1
Exons: 7
Coding region: 469-1212 (247 amino acids)
Source: RefSeq, a predicted model, not a curated record
UGUCUGCAGCUGAUUCUCGAACCGGUCCAGCUCUUCUGAAGGAUACAUCUUUUGAAAUGAGCCCCAGUCACAGAAAGAGGCAGAAACAGCUUCAGCAACUGCUGCAAUUUAUCCAAACACUAAUGACACCGGUGUGGCCAAACCAGUCCAGUGAGCAGCAGUUACAAAACGUUCCAUUUGACAACUUCCCUACAUGUGCAUGUCAAAGUUGAAUAGUUUGGAUGCAUCAUCCCUCUGACCUUGCCAGCAAUGGAACCUCCCACUGAGGACAGCUCCUAACUGAGGGAGCGGGAUGAGACGCUGAGGGGAGCAGAACGUCAAAACGAGCAGACAUACAGAGUGACACAUAACAACCCCAAAGCAAUUCAGCCCCAUCUGGUAUAACCUCAACCACGAGACACUGCUGUUUUCUUUCUCGAAAAAGACUCACGUCACUGAACACUGAAAGGGGAACUUCCAGAGUUUGUGAUGAAGAUGUAUGAUAAACAGCUCUGCUCACACCAGCUCGCAGGGCUGCCUGCGUCAAUAAAAGGCGGCAGCAGAGGCAGGGAGCUGUCACUCGCGGCUGGAGGAUCAUCAUGGCCAGGGGCGCUUCACUUUAAGCCAAGGAAAAUGCCUGGAUUCUUUUUCUCCCACAACAACAUGACUGAAUUAAAUGGGAAAGAAGAUUGCAAGCUUGCAAAAGGCAAAGUCCAUAAAAAGAAGCAAAAGGCUUUUGGUGCAGAUUUCAAAAGUUAUUUGAAGUGCAUGGUGCCACAUAUUGAAUCUGGGAUCAAGACUUCCAGCUCUAGAAAUGUCAUGCUUUCUGCAGAGGAAGUCAUUCAGUGGUCACAAUCUUUGGAAAAGCUCUUGGCCAGCCAAAGUGGUCAAGGUGUCUUUCGGGAGUUCCUGAAGUCAGAGUUCAGUGAGGAAAACAUUGAGUUCUGGCUGGCUUGUGAGGAUUACAAGAAAACCAAGUUUGAUCACUUACAUGGCAAAGCAGAGAGGAUUUACGAGGAGUUUGUUCAGUCAGAUGCCAUCAAGCAGAUCAAUAUUGACUAUCAGAUGAGGGAAGCAACAGCCAAAAAGGCUCAAGACCCAACUCACACAAGUUUUGAUGAAGCCCAGAAAACAGUGUACAUCCUUAUGGAAAGAGAUUCAUAUCCAAGAUUUUUAAAAUCCAAAUCCUACCUGAACCUUUUGAACCAGCUGCAAACCAACACUUCAAAAUAAAGUGUCUGAGGCGUGAAGAGCCAAGGAGACUCUAUCAAAUAUCCUGUGAAGAGAUCCUCCACAGUGGUUGGAUCUUGCCAAGGAAAAUCCCUGUCUUGGGAGGAAGAGUAUGAGAGAGAUACAAACAGCUUCACAGGCAACAGGAUGCAGGAUAAAAGCGGGUGAUGCUGUCAUAAGGGUGAGAGCAGCACAGGGAGAAAACGCCUUCCUCCCGCACGCCACGGAGUCAAGGCAGGACAUGGAAACCAAGGCUUGAUCUGCACUAUGAACACUGAACCAUGUCUUAGAUCCCAGAGUACUGCUGAUUGUUAGGAAGCACAAGACUUGUGAGCUGAGCAUUGGGAAAAGAUUAUCAAGUGCAGAAGAAGAACGAGGAUGACUGACAAUUUUUGGCAUAACAAGAAAAUGCCAAGACAAUGACAUCUCUUUUAAAAAUAUGUGAAGUGUUAAUAGGUGUGAGUUCCACAAUGCUGUUGUGCUAUGUAAAUAUAUUCUAAAUUGGUAUGUCUUAAAAUCUCUAUGGUUUAAAUUAUGUAAGAUUUGUAUAAGCUGUAUUUUUAUUAAGUUGAUAUUCAACAGACAGGUAUGUAGCAUCUUUGCUGUUUAAUUUAUUGAAAAAUAAUAAGUAACUCGUCAUUAAAAUACAGUUCAAAAUAAAGAUUUAUAGUG